Messenger RNA from Sipha flava (yellow sugarcane aphid), 2053 nucleotides. RefSeq lists its product as uncharacterized. The record is from RefSeq and is a predicted model, not a curated record. Bases 341 to 823 code for a protein of 160 amino acids. The transcript is spliced from 2 exons. Lineage: Eukaryota; Metazoa; Arthropoda; Insecta; Hemiptera; Aphididae.
AUUAAAAUAUUGGAAAACCUAAGAACCAAAUAAUAUCUAUGUAUUAUGUUUCCUUUCUAUAGGUUGUUUAGCUCACGAGUAUAUAAGUAGAGAAACAUGAGAAAUAUGGAGUUAUGUUUAGGGACUAUUCUCGGAAUGUAUGUCAUGAUAGAUACACAUAUUAAUAUUCAUUUAGGUGAUAUUAUAUUGGAGGCAUACGUGAAAAUAAUUAUCUGUAAUUUCAGACUGUCGUUCUUGUUCUCGAUAAGUUGCCGUCAUUAGGUUACAAAUUGAUUGAAUAAUAUCCUUUUUUUUUUUAUUAUUAAUCACUGGGUUUAUAAAAAAUACAGACGAAAUAACCAUGAUUGGAGCGAUGCCUGCUGUGGCCGUCCGCCAUGAGCGGCGGAGACAGGAGAAAAAAGUGGUAUGCGUGAAUAAUCUGAACAUCGGUGACCGAGAAGGUACUUCGUAUACGACUGGAAAUCGAAGACCGAGUCUCUUGACUCUGCAAUCUCCACACUCGCAGACUGGCACUCCGAUCACAUCUCCACCGUAUGCCCAAAACACACUGCCAGAUAUCUAUGUCUGCUCAAAAAUAUCGGUGUUGCAUAUAGCUGUAGUGACUAUACUGAUUGGGGCUAUACUUCUGAUAGUGGGCCUAGUCCAGUUGAAGCCAGGAGCAGACGCAUCGCAGUACAAAUUCCUGUUGAUCUUUUCUGGUCUUUUCACCACGUUGAUUGGUAUUCUUAUGGCUAUAAUCCGAUGCUGCCUGCUACCAUGGGUUAUUAAAAGACGUCAGAGAAGAUCUACUCCGUCAACACCAGGAUUGCUUAUGACUGCGUAGGACAUGAUAUGUACAUAAAGCGUAUAAAAUGAUUAAGUUCUGCUUUUAUCGGCUUAACACAUACACACAUACAUACACACACACACACACACACACACACACACACCACAAAAUUGUCGACAAACACAUAGGACAUAAGUGUAACACCUUGUUGUUUUUAAGAUAUCAAAUUUUAAGUUAGAUAUUAAUUUUUAUUUUUCACGUUUUUGUCCAUAAAAACAAUCACUGGAAGAAAUCGUCUUCCAUCGUUUCUAGUUUGAAUGCAAUCGACGUACGAGUCUGUGAUUUAACUUUUGCAAACAUUUAUUUGGUUUCAGUACGGCAAGAAAACGUUUAUAUGAUUUGUUAAUUUUAAUGUUGGAAUACUUCAAUUGAUAAGUUUAAAGCUACUCGGGGUUUAUUGUUUGGAAUCAUUUAUUUAUUUGUUAUUCAGUUAAAUAUAAUUUUAUUUCAUAAAUAUAUAUCCACAUUAAUAAUUAUAAAUGGCACAUGGCUUAUUAGUUAAUUACCAGCAAUUUUUACGUGUUGCUGAUUUGUAUCAUACAAGUAUACUUUUUUCAAGUACCUAAAGUAUUUUUGGGACCAAAAAUAUAAUCAACCAACAUUUUUGGAUAAUAGUCCGAUUCACAUGCUACAUAUCUCUAAAUAGUUUAUCAUAAAUAAGUAAUGUUUUCAUUUUUUUUUUUUUUUUUUUUUUUUGCGUAAUUUAAAUCUGAGUAUCUGUUUUAUUAUUGUUUGUUGGACCUAUGGUUAUUUAUUUGGUUAGUUUUAAUUACUUCAAUGAAGUACCUAUAUGAACUUAUUUAAUAUUCUAGUUAAUUUUUAAGUUGAGACAGAAAAAUCAUGACAGCUCAAACUUUGAUUUAUACCAUAAUUUCUUAAAUCUUCCAUUAUUAUCCUUUGCAUAUAUAAUUUUGAAUAAUGUGACUGACCUUUAACAUAAUUGACCAAAGUUUAAUUUAAAUAUUUAACCGAUAAAUCAAAAAACCGCAAUGUCCUAAUCAAAAUAUAGCCAUUUUAUGAUUCGCUCAAAUUUUAAUUUUAAUUAAGUAUGUUCUAUAUUAUUAUUUAAUGGCUUACCUAACAUAAAUUUGUUUAAAGAAACAAAGAAUGAAUUAUUUAAAUUCACAACAAAAAUUCAAUCAUUUCGUUAGUGCCAUUUUGACAUAAAUGAUGAUUUAUCCUUACAAACUGAAUUUUAAAACAAAGUUGAAAUAAUCUUGAAGCCAA